UCCUCCCGCAAAAUGUGAGCUGAAUCGACAGAAUAUUUCAUACUUUGUAGAGUCGUAAUGUUAUCAUUUGAAAGUACCUUUUUGUAUCACUUUGGGUAUUGACUUUUAUUUAAAUAGAGGAAAAAUUGUUGUGGUUUUUGAAAAGUACGAAAGAAUUCAAUGUAAGAAGGAAAUGGAAAGUGUAACAUUAUGUAUUCCAUGUGGGCAGAACCUUUGCAUUGAGUGUAGCCUAUGUAAUGUGUUGGAGAAAAUAUAGAGUAAACCAGUGUUGAGAAGUUAAACUCAUACUUACUCACAUAUACUGGAUUGAAAUUGCAUGGAAAUCGAAAAAUUUCAGAUAUGCAUGCAUUACUACUUUAUUUCUUGAAAUUUUACUAAAAUUAGAAACCUGUUUUUUUUAUGGUCUAUACUCUUACUUUCUAUACAAUACAGUGGUAAAAUGGCUUCUCAAAUUGAAGAUUUUAUUUGCAAAGAGUUACCUAGGCCUCAGCCACCAUGUUUUAAACCAAGGCCCAUCGAUGAAAACAAUCCAUCUUGUGAUGGUUCAAUGCAGUUUAGCAUUUCAUCAUUUCCAAAGGAAGCUAUGGAGGUUAUGUACAUGAUGAAAUUUCAUAGGAAGCUCUGCGAUGUAGAAAUUCGAGUAGCUAAUGAAAUAUUCCAUGCCCAUAAAAUAGUGCUUGCUGCAGCCAGUCCCUACUUCAAAGCCAUGUUCACAAGUGGUCUGAAAGAAUCUGAGAUGUCCGUCAUCAACAUCCAGGGAGUCUGCCCAAAUAGCAUGGCUGUUAUCAUCCGAUUUGCUUACACUGGAGAAAUCAAAGUUGAAGAAAUGACUGUUUGUAAUUUGCUCCCAGCAGCCACUAUGUUCCAGAUGAAUCACAUUAUUGAAGCUUGCUGUAAUUUCCUCGAGGGCCAGCUAGACCCAACAAACUGUAUUGGGAUAGCAGAUUUUGCUCUUCAGCAUGGUUGUACUAGUUUAUAUCAAAGAGCUAAUCAAUUCAUGGAUCAACACUUUUCGCAGGUAUCACAAGGAGAAGAAUUUCUGGCUCUUUCAGCUUGUCAGCUAGUUCAGCUCAUCAAACGGGAUGAUUUAAAUGUUCGAUGUGAAUCUGAAGUCUUUAAUGCUGUUCUGAGAUGGGUUAAGCACGAUGAAGAACGUAGAAGACCCAAAACGGCAGACAUUUUGUAUGCAGUUAGGUGCCAUUUCCUCACUCCUCGUUUCUUGAAAGAACAAAUUCAAGAGUGUGACCUUGUGAAAAACCUUCCUCAGUGCUGUGAAUACCUCAGUCGUAUCAUUCAGGAUCUCACAGUUUGUCGUAAGUACAAUUGUCACCAGAGGACGCCAAAGGUUCCCUGUGUCAUCUACACAGCUGGGGGCUACUUGCAACAAUCAUUGAGCAAUAUGGAGUGUUACAAUGCUCAUGAGCAGCAGUGGUUCUCAUUGGCUGACUUGCCAAGUCCCCGAAGCGGUAUUGGAGGUGCAUUUGUGGACGGAAAGUUUUAUGCAGUAGGAGGAAGGAACAACUCUCCUGAUGGAAAUCACGACUCUGAGGCUGCUGAUUGUUUUGACCCAAUUACUAACACAUGGAAACCAGCUAGGCCGAUGAACGUGGCUCGGAAUCGCGUGGGAGUCGCUGUAUUAGAUGGAAUGUUGUAUGCAGUUGGUGGAUCCCAAGGAACCAUACAUCAUAAUUCAGUAGAGAGGUAUGAUCCUGUUGAAGAUAAAUGGAGUUUUGUUAGUUCCAUGAUUACAGCUCGCAUUGGAGUUGGUGUUGCUGUGGUAAAACGAUUACUGUAUGCCGUAGGGGGUUAUGAUGGACAUGCCCGACUCAAUACUGUUGAAUGUUAUAAUCCUGAGACAGAUGAAUGGACGAUGGUUGCCAGCAUGAACACGACAAGGAGUGGGGCAGGUGUGGUAGCUUUGAACAACUACAUAUAUGCUGUUGGUGGAUACGAUGGAACCUCCCAAUUGAGGAGUGUAGAACGUUACAAUACAGAAACUAAUGAGUGGGAAUGUUCUUCUUCCAUGAAAUCUCCACGGAGUGCCUUAAGUGCAGCUGUACUUGAUGGGAAAAUAUAUGCACUAGGAGGAUAUGAUGGUUUAAAUUUCCUGGCAACGAUGGAGGUUUAUGAUCCUCAAAAAGAUGAGUGGGCAGAUGCUGCUUCAAUGUCAUGUGGACGGAGUGGACAUGCAUCUGCUGUCUGUAGAGCUCCUUGUCUCGCACACGGUGUAGGGAUUUCGUAAAGGUGAAAUAGACAGUAUACACAGAUUUACUUUGCUGGAAUCCGAGCUGCUAAAGAGCAUAUUAACCUUUUAAUUUUUUUUCUUGGGGGGGGGGGGGGGUGUUAAGUUGAAAGAAACAUCUGGUUUAUUACAUUGUUUUUGCAAAAAAUAUCUUGCUUAUUAUUAUUUAAAAAAAUUAAGUUACACUUAAAAAUACUUAAUACAAAAUAAUGUGUGUCCAUUUUCAAUGAAGUUUAUUUGUACUCUUGCAAGAUAAAUAAUGAAAAAUUUUAUACCUUAAUUAACACAAAAUAUUUUCCUUUUGGUUAAAGAAAAUUUUCUUUAUUGCAAAACAUUUAUAAAUAUGUCAUUAGGCUGUUGUAAAAACCCUUAUUACCUUUUAUCAUGUUUUUUUUGGGGGGGAAGUGAUUUUGUACACACAAACUAAACAAAAGUUUCUGUUGGUAAAAAGAGUACUUGUGUAAAUGAUAAUAAAAUAUUAAUAGUUGUACAUAAUAUGUAGCUGUUCUAUUUAGACUGUUUUUAUUUGUGUGCAUUUUUUUUGUACAUACAGAGUUUGAUCUAAACAGAUCAAAGAAGUAUGCUAUUCUUUCCAAGUUUCCAUUCAUUUCAUUACUUAGCUGGAUUUCUUUCUUUCUAUAAUAUCUGUCAUAAAAUGUGUACAUGUUUGUAUAUAUAUAUAUAUAGAGAGAGAGAUAGAUAGCCCUAUAAAUUUCCAGGAAGUAACAACUUUAAGGGUUCUGUGUAUCUUUUUUUGUUAACAUUUUCACAUCAUAAAUCAUUGCUUCCUAACUGUGUAAUAAUAUGCUACAGUACUUGUGGUUAAUAUUGAAUUUGAGAGGGGGUAACAUGUUGUGUUGCUUUCAAUUUGUAUGCGCAAUUUUUGCUGUAAAACAAAAUAUUCAUUACUUUCACUUACAAGUGAUGUUGAAGAGGUAACGGGAAUAGCUUCUUCACUGUAUUGAUCUGCAUAAAAUUUCGUAAAUAUUGUAUUUUGAGGUUAUGAAUAAAUUAGAAUAAAAGUAAUGGAAAAUACUUCAUUUGAACAAAUUUUAAGAUCUUGUUAUGUAACCCAAGGCAACAGUAACUAAGGAAGGAAGAAAGAUACCUUUUGUUGAAUUACUGUACCUUAGGGAUCAGUUUUCAGAAGGUUAUUUAUGCUUAAUCGAAAAGUUUUCAUCCAGUGUAAGGUCAUUUAAUAUAACUAUUGCUGAUACUUUUUUUAGGAUAUUUAUUAAAUUUCAACAGGGCUUUAAGAUGUGGACAAGUGCUUAUUUAAAGAGGGAGCUUUCCAGUAAGUAUAGGGUUGUUAUGUGUUAGUUUCCUCCCAUGAAUUCACCUUCAGCUCCAAUUAUGCUGCAUUAGUGGUUGUCAUGAGGGUCAGUGUUAAAAGUAAUCAUCUUUUUUAUAUUAUAAGAAAGAGAAAAACCCAUUUUCAAAAUGUGUCCAAAACAAUUUUAAUUUUUAGUUUCUUUUGGCCACCAGCAUUAUUUCAGUCUCAUAAGAACCUGUUUACUUGACUUUUCAAAUUUUAGAUAUGGGAAAAAUCUAGAAAGAGUUGGUCUGUAUUUUCUUUUAACUACUUUCACCUAAAGAGGAGUAUGUCAUUCUUUUUUUUAAAGGUAGUUUAAGCAACAUUAUAUAACGUAUUCAUGUUCGAUCAGGUCAAAUAAACUUGUGCCAACAGGUCCCUACAGAAAAUAAGGGGUCUGAAACAUGAAGGUCUGGGAAAGAGAAAAUAAUUUCAUUCUGCUUGAUUGGAAGGGAGUAUUAUGUCAUGUAGAGUAAACCUGACUCACAAAGAAAGCACACUUCAUUUCUCCCAGCUGGAAAAAGCACUGUAUUUACAGAACUUUCAAUCUACAUUAAGCUGACUCAACCACGUUUUCAUUAUUCUUUUAACUUUUCACAAGCUACUGAAUCAAAUAGUACAUUUUUUUUAACUAAGUUAUUUCCCUGCUGCAGUGAUGGGGGAAAAAAAAUAUUCAGUGGCCUGUGAUAACAUCAUCAACAAUACAAUAAAAACACAACUGGAAAUACAAAGUAAAGAAUAAAUAUGUUACUUAGGGAAAAACACAACAGUAAAAAUAAACUGUACGGAAUCCCUCGAAAGAAAAAUAUUGAAACCGCUCUACAUUAACAAUAUUACCUCAUGUAAUCUGUCAAAACACA
Molecule: messenger RNA, 4414 nt
Organism: Limulus polyphemus (Atlantic horseshoe crab)
Lineage: Eukaryota; Metazoa; Arthropoda; Merostomata; Xiphosura; Limulidae
Gene: Keap1
Product: kelch-like ECH-associated protein 1
Exons: 8
Coding region: 440-2242 (600 amino acids)
Molecular function (GO): protein binding
Source: RefSeq, a predicted model, not a curated record